Molecule: messenger RNA, 843 nt
Organism: Centruroides sculpturatus (bark scorpion)
Lineage: Eukaryota; Metazoa; Arthropoda; Arachnida; Scorpiones; Buthidae
Product: magnesium transporter MgtE-like
Exons: 1
Coding region: 1-843 (280 amino acids)
Biological process (GO): magnesium ion transport
Cellular component (GO): membrane
Molecular function (GO): magnesium ion transmembrane transporter activity
Source: RefSeq, a predicted model, not a curated record
AUGACUCUACAAACUGCUAUUAAAGCUAAAAACGUCCCGCAAAUUCGUAAAAUCACUAAAAACACACCCGUUGCUGACAUAGUUAAAAUGCUCAAAGAAUUUACGCCAACCGAGCGGGUGCUUUACUUUCGGCUGCUCAACACAAGCAGCCAGUCGGACAUUUUUGCGGCGCUUGAUCCGGAUUUCCAAGAGGAGCUGGUUAGUUCUUUUACCGACUCGGAAAUCAAAACGAUUGUCGGCGAACUUUACACCGAUGACAUUGCCGAUUUAGUGGAAGAGGUGCCGAUUGAAUUGGCCAAGCGAAUUUUGUCGCUGGCAACAGACAAGGAAACCAAGGAGAACAUCAACAAAAUUCUCCGCUACCACGAUAGUCAAAUCGGUUCAAUUAUGUCGGUCGACAUCGUUUUGCUGCGCCAAACUCUGACCACUAAAAAAGCGCUGGAGACGAUCAAAGAAGAGAAAAGCGAGGCUCGGUUAGCCCAUUACUUUUGCGUUGUCAACGCUCGCAACCAACUGGUUGGCUACGUGGCCCUAGAAGACUUAGUUUUUGCUAAGGCCGACACUAAAGUCCAAAAGUUAGUUCGGCCCGUCAGCACCGAACUGAGAACGACCACCCAUAAAGAAGACGCGGCGAUUAUUUUUGCUGAGCAAGACAUGUCGGUUUUGCCAGUUUUAAACACCCAAAAAGAAGUCGUGGGAAUGGUUUUUGCCGACGACAUGAUCGACGUGAUCAAGGAAAUCGCCAUUGACGACUUCCGUAAGUUUGCCGGGGUCAGCGGAACCGAGGAAAAAACUUACACCGAAACCUCAAUUUUUACCACCUACCGCUCGCGGAUGAUUUGA